AUUUUUGCAUUACUUUGUUUUAUCCCUAAGACAAGCUUUCUGGUCACUGGUGAUGCUGAAAAGACUUUGUCCUCCUAUAAAGGAAGAACUGCUGUGAAGUAUGGAAUUCCUGUGGUCUCGUUUGAUUUCAUUACUGAGUGCAUCAAGUCUGGAAAGCUUCUUGAUCCAGAGCCUUAUCUUCUGGCAGAAACAGUUGAGUCACAGAACUUUGGUUCUGGAAAAAUAGUUGAUAACAAACAAAGUUGUAAAAAGCCAACCAAAGUAGGAAAGAAACUGCAGCUGCCUGAUCUCAAUAAAAUAAGGUGGGAUACCAAAAAUUCCGUACAUGGCACUAUAUAGUCAUGUAUGCCACUACACCUCCAUAAAUGGCUGACUUUAUGUCAGGGGAGAAAAUGUAAACUGUCAAUGCUUAAAACAUUUUCAGGCAAAAUGGAACCUUGUUUUGAAUAGCAAUCCAUUUUUUUUUGUAAAGGAGUAAGUGCUGCUUGUUUGUUUGUUUUCUUUUCUUU
Orbicella faveolata is the source of this 509-nucleotide messenger RNA. Its product is annotated as protein mono-ADP-ribosyltransferase PARP4-like. Gene Ontology annotation, cellular component: cytoplasm. NCBI's taxonomy places the organism in Eukaryota, Metazoa, Cnidaria, Anthozoa, Scleractinia, Merulinidae. The record is from RefSeq and is a predicted model, not a curated record. Gene Ontology annotation, molecular function: NAD+ poly-ADP-ribosyltransferase activity.